Molecule: messenger RNA, 3207 nt
Organism: Paramormyrops kingsleyae
Lineage: Eukaryota; Metazoa; Chordata; Actinopteri; Osteoglossiformes; Mormyridae
Product: cytochrome b5 reductase 4
Biological process (GO): superoxide metabolic process
Cellular component (GO): cytoplasm; endoplasmic reticulum
Molecular function (GO): heme binding; cytochrome-b5 reductase activity, acting on NAD(P)H
Source: RefSeq, a predicted model, not a curated record
AGAAAACGGGAAGUUUGACUUGGAGGAAAAUAAGGAAGCUAACCGGCAGAGUUUCCUCUCGGUGUCAUAUCUACGCCUGUUUUGGGUAUUCUUCAAGGGUUUUAGGUCUUAUAAUUGUUAUUUUUGCAAGCUUAUAUGCUGGGGGACAUUUUUUUUUAUUUUUCAAACAUUUAAGUUUUUGUCAUGUUGUGUAGCUAAAUAGUUUAAGUUUAGUCAUAUUUUUGUUAUAGACAGGUAGUCAUGUCGCAGAGGACAGAGAAGUCACUUCAUGAAAACUACUGAGUAAGAUUUAAUAAAGAUUUAACGCCUAGCAUCCAGAUUUACUUAGGAACUGGAGCUGUUUCAGAAGAGUGGAAAUGUUGAACGUCCCGUCGCAAGCGUUCCCGGCACCCAAUUCACAGCAGCGGGUCUCUCAGUCAGCAAGAAACAAGGUGGCAUUGAAGCCGGGUUGUAGUCUAAUGGACUGGAUCAGGUUAACCAAGAGUGGCAAAGACUUGACUGGGUUCCGGGGAAGGCUCAUCGAGGUUACUGAGGAGGAGCUGCGGAAGCACAACACGCGAGACGAUUGCUGGACCUGCAUACGAGGUAUGGUCUACAACGUGAGUCCUUAUAUGCAGUUUCACCCCGGGGGGGAGGAUGAACUGCUGAAGGCGGCUGGUGUGGACGGCACUGACCUGUUCGAUCAGGUCCACAGAUGGGUGAACUACGAGUCUAUGCUAAAGGAGUGUCUGGUCGGGAGGAUGGCAGCCAAGCCCAGCACACUUAUACAUGGUUCUUCAAAUACACAGAAGAUUAACCCUUCUGUAAAUCGUUCAGGGAGGAGGAUGAUUGGGUUAUACCCCUCUUCCCCCAGCACACUUCUCGAAUCAAACCUGCCUUCUUCCCUGCUCCCCCCUCCAACCAAGGACCACUGUCCCAGAUUUGAUUGGUUUCAGACAGAUGUGACUGUCAAUAUCACGGUGUAUACAAAAUGUAAGAUUCCGACCUCAGGUAUCACUGUGGUCGACCUGCAGGGUGGCACUCUACGGGUUGAGGUAUUCCUUGGAAAGCUGUCAUAUCUGCUCCAUCUCCAGCUUUCUCAUGAAGUUCAGGAACAUCUUUCUGUUCAUACUGCUAGUGCAGUUGGAAGGGUGCAAGUCUGCAUGCACAAAGUUUCCAGUGGUCAGUGGGCCAAAUUGGGCGAGCCCUUGGAGUCCCAUGAUUCAUUUCUUCACAGGAAGGAUUGCGCCCUCUUUUACAGGAAGUGUGUGUUGGUGUCCAAAACACACGUCACACAUGACACCAGUGUGUUUCAUUUCCAAAUGCCACCUGGUACAGUCAUGCAGAUUCCAGUCGGUGAACAUGUCUACCUCAAAACUACCGUCAAAGGUAAUAAGGUUGUAAAACCAUACACUCCAGUAGACAAAAUACUGAUGCCUAAUUCACUGGAGUCUACUGAAGCCACUGCCGACGUCUUCCUCAUGAUAAAGGUCUAUCCAGAUGGAGUGUUCACACAACAUCUUUGUGGCCUGAAUAUAGGAGACUCACUGGCGAUCAGCAGUCCAAAUGGCUCCUUCAGUCUCCGCCCCCUGCAUGACAUCACUCACCUGUAUCUGCUCGCUGCCGGCACUGGCUUUACUCCCAUGGCAAGGCUCAUUCGUUUCACUCUUCACAAUGUUGGGAAUCUCAGGAACACCAAGCUGAUGUUCUUCAACCGACAGGAGAGUGAUAUCUUGUGGCGUUCAGAACUGGACCAGCUUGCUGAGAUGGAGGAAAAGUUUGAAGUGAAGCAUGUUCUCUCUGAGCCAUCUGAUGACUGGACAGGCUGUCGGGGCCGAAUCGAUGCUUCACUGCUGAUGGACUUCAUGAGCAGGCCAAAGGAGUCCAGGUGUUUUGUGUGCAUAUGCGGCCCCACACCGUUCACAAAACUGGCACGAGGGCUUGUGCAGCAGAUGGGAUAUUGUGAUGAAGAGAUCCACACAUUUUUAGGAUGAUGGGAUGAAGCUACUGGCCCCUACAGAAGUUUCUGCAGGGCGGAAUGUGUGAUUGUGGGUGAUUUUUAUUUGCAUAAUGAGUGUGUGGGUGUGUUUGUGUGUGUUUUUCCUCACUUUGCACUCUGGACAUCCAAAGUGUCUGAUGCUAGCUGGCCUCUCUCAGUAUCCACACCAGGGAGACUAUCCCCAGGGCCAGAGGAGAAGGUGCCGGACUCUCUCUCUAUCUCUGCUCUUUUGAUAAACUCAGGUUAAUGAUACCAAUGAUCAGACUAUGUGUACCUAACCAGCAGACUUUGAGAAUAUUUUAGCUCACUUUGACAUCUCACAUUGGGCUGGACACAACAUCAAGUAUGUUGGUGUGCUGUAUAAUGUUUGACACAUAUCUUACAUACCUUUUGUUUUGGAGUGUGAAGGAUAUAGGUGCUCAUAUGCUCAAGUUAGCUGUUAAUGGUCCCCACUUAACAUAAUGUAAAUCUGUAUAACAAUGAUGUUCCCAUAUUGAUUUGAAUGUCCAGUGAUAAUCCUGCCAUGAUGCUCAUGAUUACUUUUAUUUGGGGGGGAAAACAUACACUUUUCCUAUAAAUUCACCCAUGUACAAGCAAAAUCCAUGUCUGUUAUAACACCUGCCCAAUAAAUGCUUUACACGGUAGUGCAGUACUACAGAUUUAUAUGUAGUAUACAGAAUUGCACAGAUUUGGGGUACUGAAACAGAACUAUUUAAGUUGAUAUUGCCAUUUAAUUGUCCUUUAAUUUUGUACGGCUGAGUACCUUAGUACUGAAGAAAGAAAAUCACUAAUUAAAAAAAAACCCAUCUCAAUUUUUUGGGAAUUAUAUUGAGUAUAAAAGAAUAUGUGAGUUAAGGUCACAUUCUGCAAGUCCCUAAAAAGCCAAUUAAAUCAUGGCUAUGUUUUGGCUUACAUGACAAACUGGGAAGGAUUAUCCGACUGCCCAUCAUCUGGGGUAAAUUAACUACAGACUGCCAAGCUGCCAAGAAUUGCUUGUAUGACUCAUUGCUCUCCUAAGCCUUUUGUUAUAAUAUCACAUUGCUGAAAAUGACCUGCUCCUUUUGUCAGAAAUUGCCAGUCCCCCACGUUGUAAAUAAAUACUUGAAUGUGUGAAUCCUGUAAGAAAAUGGACUUGCUCUGUUGGGAUCAGCUGAUUCUGCUGUUGAAAAUACGCAGUUGAAAAUAAAUUAACAGAGAAAGCUUUGGAGCAGUAAAUCUAAUGCAUAUUC